AUGGAGGCUUCUAUGGAGGGAUGGAACAAGCUACUGGCUGGCGAGCUGCUGAAAGGGACGACCGAGAAAGACACAAUCGCUAUCCUCUCCGCACCGUGUGUGCUCGUCGCCCUGAAGAACCUGAUGUCUGAGACAAGGGGCACCGCGGGUGCCAUGACAACCCGCUGGAUGGCAAACUCUUCGGGCAGCACCGACGCCAAGGUCAUCAACCUGAACAACGAGUUCUGGUCCUAUGCGAACUUUACCUGCGAACAUUGGAACUGGCGCGAUUAG
Molecule: messenger RNA, 273 nt
Organism: Sodiomyces alkalinus F11
Lineage: Eukaryota; Fungi; Ascomycota; Sordariomycetes; Glomerellales; Plectosphaerellaceae
Exons: 5
Coding region: 1-273 (90 amino acids)
Source: RefSeq, a predicted model, not a curated record